UAACAACGCAUGCUUCAUUCUCCAGCUGAACUGGAAACAGCUCCACAAGCUCAGCUUGCAACUCUGAUGGUGGGAAGAAAUUUUUGGAGCUGUUUGAGUGAGAGGGCUGGAGCAUUUUGAGAUGUCUUAAUCCCAUAACAAAGACUGUAUCAAAGGGACUGAGCAUUAGGAAGCAUUUCAACAGGUGUCUUUGCAAAAGGAUUCUGAUUCUUCCCUCCCACUUCCCUCCCCCUAGAAAAGCAUGUUUGGAAUAGCUGCAAAUUCAGUAUCCACCAAGUCUCCAGCGUGGACUCCAGUCAUCCUUAACUAAUAACCCCAUUGCUUUAACGAAGUCCUCGCACUUGACUGUCUUCUUGGACUUGGACAAAAAUAUUACCUCCCUUCAUCUCCUUCCUUGGAAAUGGAGUAGACUGCCCGGAGGAUUGAGAACCCUUGAACUCUAUGGGAAUUUUAUGAAAGAAAAAAUGCUACAAUUCUGCAGGUAUCUUUCGUGAGUUAUCUGGAAGCUCUGAGAACCUGAGGAGAGUGGCUGUGUGCAGGAGGACUCAAACUAGCAGUGGCUCAAGAUAGCAUUCAUCACCACAGCAGAGUUGCUGCUCCCUCUCUGAUAGCAGGAGGCUGCAGCUAGAUAAAGAGAAACAUUAACUAGUGGCUCUGAUCUCAAGACUCCGGUUUACCAGCAAACAAUACAACACUCCAAUAUACUGAAGCAAGAAUCGGGGUCAGGCUCUGUCAUGGGAGGUGACACUUUUCUCCCCUCCAACAGCAGCUCACCAUACUCCAAGAAUGACAGCAGAAAUCGUAUCUUCACGGAGAAGUAUACUUUUUCGUCUUACUAUCAGCACUCCUCCCCCAUAGCUGCCAUGUUCAUCCUGGCCUACAUCUUCAUCUUCCUGAUGUGCAUGAUUGGCAAUAUGCUGGUAGGCGUUAUCGUGCUGAAGAAUCGGCAGAUGCGGACCGUCACCAACAUGUUCAUUCUCAACCUGGCCAUCAGUGAUCUGCUGGUGGGCAUCUUCUGUAUGCCAACCACCCUAGUGGAUAACCUGAUCACAGGUUGGCCAUUUGACAACGCCAUGUGUAAAAUGAGUGGAUUGGUGCAGGGGAUGUCGGUCUCAUCUUCAGUUUUCACUCUGGUGGCCAUUGCAGUGGAAAGGUUUCGUUGCAUUGUUUACCCCUUCAGACAGAAACUAACUCUGAGGAAAGCCCUAAUCAGCAUAGUUAUCAUUUGGGUCUUGGCCUUGAUAAUCAUGUGCCCCUCCGCAGUCACCUUGACAGUCAUCAGGGAUGAAUAUCAUUUCAUGGUGGAUGCAUACAACAAUUCCUACCCACUCUACUCCUGCUGGGAGGCAUGGCCUGACAAGGGAAUGCGAAAGAUCUACACAACCGUACUCUUUUCUCACAUUUAUGUGGUUCCUCUUACCUUAAUUGUGAUCAUGUACGCACGUAUCGCUUUCAAACUUUUCAAGUCCUCUGCACCCAAAGGAGGCUCCCAGUCAGAGGAGAAUGAGGGUAAGAGGGUCUCCAAGAGGAAAGUCAAGGUUAUCAACAUGUUAAUCAUAGUGGCAUUGUUCUUCACUCUCUCCUGGUUGCCCCUGUGGACUUUAAUGCUUCUAACAGAUUAUGGAAACCUAACUGAGCACCAGCUCAACGUGAUCACAGUUUAUAUUUUUCCAUUUGCCCAUUGGCUGGCAUUCUUCAACAGCAGCAUCAACCCAAUCAUCUAUGGGUAUUUCAAUGAGAACUUCCGAAGAGGGUUUCAGGAGGCUUUCAAGGUCCAGCUCUGCUACGUGGAGAACAAGCACAAGGAUACUUAUUCAGAGAGGAACAAUAUUGGAUUCCUUUUUGGAGCACGAAACCGCAUUUUUGUUGAAGCGCACCCUAGUGAUUCAGUGCAACCCUCCCAGUCCGGACAAAGUAACCUCUCCAGAAUUGGGUUAUUUCCACUGAGGAAUGGGCGUAUUGCUAACCAUGGGCUGAUGGUGGAGGACUUGGACAAUACAGGUUGUUCUCAUAACAGUGUCAGUGUCCCAGCUUGGGAUGUCUAAGACUACUGCAUAUCGGGCCCCCAUAGUUGAUGGACUUUUUAGUGGACAACGCUGAAGAUCUGUGAACCAUAACAUUUGAAACUCUCUGAGGAGUAAAUUAUUUACAAUGAUGGACAUCUAGACUAAAAGUUAUUCAAUUAUACGGACUAAAUUGCUAAAGGUUUAGAUGUUAUACAUGGUACUACAGUUACAAAGCAAAAGAGAAGGCUUUAUGUUCAAGUUUCCAGAUCUAUUAUUGUCUCCUAGACUUUCAUGUGAAUUAAGGAAUGGUUUAUGGAGGGAUUUUUAGGAUCCAGGCAUAGCAGUUAUUCAGUGGCAUAGCAGAUGAUGAUGGUAAUGCAGUGCGCAGCUGACUGUUACUUGUUGGCUACCUUAUGGAAUGGACUCAAGCUGGCUGGGCUACUUGAAAGAAAGAUCGAAGACUUGGUAUUGGGAGAAAGAUAAAAGUUCAGACAGGAAUGGGGGGGGAUGAAUAGGCAGCAUAUAACAAUGAAUCUCUGAACUGGAAAUAACAGAUAAUUAUUGGGAAAAAUCACAUACACCACAUGGGAGCUAAGUCUAGACCCUUGAUCGUUCAGCUCAAAAAACAAACAAACCAACCUGGC
This is a messenger RNA of Gopherus evgoodei (Goodes thornscrub tortoise), 2650 nucleotides long. It is a transcript of the gene NPFFR1, whose product is annotated as neuropeptide FF receptor 1. The coding region runs from base 735 to 2045 and encodes 436 amino acids. The record is from RefSeq and is a predicted model, not a curated record. Gene Ontology annotation, biological process: G protein-coupled receptor signaling pathway. Lineage: Eukaryota; Metazoa; Chordata; Testudines; Testudinidae. The transcript is spliced from 4 exons. Gene Ontology annotation, cellular component: membrane. Gene Ontology annotation, molecular function: peptide binding; neuropeptide receptor activity.